Molecule: messenger RNA, 2253 nt
Organism: Paracoccidioides brasiliensis Pb18
Exons: 3
Coding region: 1-2253 (750 amino acids)
Biological process (GO): DNA-templated transcription; regulation of DNA-templated transcription
Molecular function (GO): zinc ion binding; DNA-binding transcription factor activity, RNA polymerase II-specific; DNA binding
Source: RefSeq, a predicted model, not a curated record
AUGUCUUCCAACGACGACAACCCCCAAGCGGCACCUGAGGGGCCCCUGAAGCGAAAGCGUCCAGCUGCUUGCAUUCAUUGCCAUCAAAGGAAAGUGCGCUGCGAUGCGCGGAACGUUGGUAUACCUUGUUCCAACUGUCGCUCCUCCGGUAAAAGCGAUUGUCGAAUCCAUGAGAAAAAGAAACGUACACUUUCCCACUCCCUUCGCCAUCCAAUUCCCAUCCGAUGCGCUCCCUUGCCUCCUGCAAAUGGUGCCGGUGCAAUUGGAUUCUCGAAUCCCCCCCUGAGCAACCCCUCCCUUUCUGCCUCGACCCCAUCCUCCCCGAACGCUUUGUCAACAAGACCAAGUGGACCCAAACCGGAGCACCUUGCCCCGCAAUCUUUUGCAGAAGCGAUAUCCCCAGAUUCACAAGGCGACGAGGAUGAUACUCGUCGACUAGAACGACACCUCAUUCAGAUCCUGGACGAGGAAGACCAUCAUCGCUCAAUACAAAAGAAUGUCCGGGUAAUAUAUGUUGGGCAGGAUGUGUCGAACAUGAAUUUCUUAUUUCGGCAACAGCACGGCGACCGGAAUGACGAGGUCUACCAUUUCCCCGCCAAUGAGAUUUCAAAAUACUGCGUGAAGAAUAGAUUAGAGCAAAUUCCAAGAGAGGCUUUCGUCCUCCCCGAACAGCAGCUCGCAGAUGAGUUGGUAGAGGCGUACUUCACCCACGUCAACCCCGGCUGUCCUAUAAUCGAAGAGGACGUAUUCACGGCACAGUAUAGAAGCCGAGAUCCUGCAGAUCCCACUUCCCUGUUGAUCCUCCAAGCAAUUCUCCUUGUCGGAGCCCAUGUCUCAUAUCCCCGCCCUCUACGCGAUUCUCUCAAGGCAUCCUUUUUCCGUCGGGCAAAAAUAUUAUUUGAUGCGCGGGUUGAGCGCAACAGAGAUAUCCUGGUACAAGCAGCCCUGCUUCUCACAUGGUACUCAGAUCCGGUUGAUGACGAUGUUGCUGCAAAUUCGCACUACUGGGUGGGCGUCGCAGCGAGAAUCGCAACUGGUCUUGGGAUGCAUCGCAACGCAGCUUCUAGCAGGAUGGUAUCGGCUGAUAAGCGUAUGUGGCGGCGGGUUUGGUGGAUAUUAGUUCAGUUCGACGUCAUGGUAUCUCUGUUAUAUGGGAGGCCACAGGCUGUCAACUUAGAGGAUUCCGACGUGCAGGACCUUACUGCGGCUGAUUUUGAAGGGUGUGGGCGCGGAGUUCAGAUCGAUUACGUCAUACAUUAUACCAAACUUUGCACUUUGAUUUCAUACAUAAUGAAGGAAAGAUUUGGUUUGCGGGUUAGUCCCGAAAGGCGAAAAGCUGUGCUUAGCGAAGCAGAUAGAGCCCUUGCGAACUGGUCACUUAUGCUCCCUGAUUCAGUUCGGAUGUCUACAGCAGAGUCCGGCUCGUGGCCUGCGUCGCUCCAUCUGACUUAUAAUAAUUUCCUGAUUUUACUCCACCGCCCACAUCCUCGAGCCUCCGCUUAUUCGGAUGACUACGGCCCCAACGAUGCUGAGAUAUGCAGCGCAGCGGCUGGUGUCAUUGUCUCCAUCUUUGAAGAUCUUAGAGAAAAGGACAGGCUCAAAUAUUUGUGGAUAUCCUCAGUCAACGCUCUCUUCACAGCGAUGAUCCAGGUGCGAGUGGAACUGAGAUUCUCAAACCCUGUCCUGGCCAUCAAUGGUCUUCGCCGAUUCGACUCAACCCUAACCUCGCUUCGUAUCCACGCGCAAUACUGGCUGGAUGCUGAAACCAUCCUGCGGAUUUUCGAAAGCUCCAAGCGCCUGCAGCGUGACAUCGAAGACGUCAAGACAAGGGAUUCAACCUAUAAAUCUAGAGAGGGGGAUCACCACCCACGAAAGUACACGGAUCAAACCACACCACCAGUGCCAGACCAACCAACCCCGUCACAUCAUAGCAUUUGGUUCAGUGGAGGCCCGCAGUUCGAAGACCGUGCCAAGCCGUGGUUGACUGGGCCCGGCCACAACCACAACUACAACCAGCAACAGCAACAACAGCAACCAUAUACAGUUGACCAUUUGGAACCGGAAAACCGCCAAAAUGAGCCCAGUGGCCAGUCGGAUUGGAGACAGCUCUUCUCAUUCGGUGACUCAGAACAGGUCAGGCCAAUUGUCAUGGAGGACCUGACUGAUAUGGAGGACGAGUGGCGUGAGUUGUAUCUGCAUGAGCCGGGCAUGUCGGAUUAUUUCCAGAAUACGGCUUGGAUGCAGCCUUUGUAA